Messenger RNA from Racocetra persica, 387 nucleotides. The record is from the annotation of a GenBank genome assembly. Lineage: Eukaryota; Fungi; Glomeromycota; Glomeromycetes; Diversisporales; Gigasporaceae.
AUGGAAGAACUUAAAGAAUAUACUAAUGACGUACUCUAUGAAAAUUAUCGAUCCGAAAAACUUGUUACUAUGGGUGUGCAACAAGAUCAAACCGUUUUCAAGGAAGUAAAUCCACUCGCCAAGAUGGAAGAAGAACGACAACUUCAUGAGGCUAAGCUACAAAAGAUGGAAGCAGAAAUGAAAAUGGUAUUCCAACAAAAAGUCCAGGAGAAAGAGGCUAAAUUGAAACAAUCCGAAGAAGAACUAUAUGCCCGUCAUAAGGAGAUGAAGGAUGCCCUGGAGAAACAACGUCUAGAAUUAGAAGAAAAAAAGAGACGAUUGGAGUCGGGUAGACCAAUUACCCCCGAAAAGGCAAAGAAAAAAGGAUUCUCGUUUAAUAACAAAUAA